This is a messenger RNA of Xyrichtys novacula (pearly razorfish), 3872 nucleotides long. Lineage: Eukaryota; Metazoa; Chordata; Actinopteri; Labriformes; Labridae. The record is from the annotation of a GenBank genome assembly.
GGUACCCCGGAAGCAACCUCAGCAAAAGUUGCUAACAUGGCAACUUGUUCUGAUCCCCAAUGUUGCCUGUGAACACAGUGGGAUAAAACCACUGACAACUGACUGUAUCGCGAGCAAAAAGGGAUUUCAACAGUGUCAGGAUGUUUUCACGUCAAAGAUCUCUGAGGGCGACAUGAAGUUUGCUUAGCUUGCUUCCUUAUCAGCCUGGAGAAAUACGGAACCAGAGGCUAGCUAACGUAAUGGACUGUUUCUGGGGUGAAAACCGCCGAUAAUUUACAAAAAAUAAUAUUUCAGACCAAAUGAUGCGAUUUCAUCAAUCAGAGAGUGACUGCUGAAGAGAUAUCUGAAGAAAGAGACGAGCAGCGACUCUGUGAAUGUGAAGAGCUGAAGUGUCUGGACUCAGAGCAGGUCUGUAGUUUUCAUUGUUUAGACGUGAAGUGCGUGAAAACUAGUGGCUGUGAUAUGUCUUUGAAGCAGAACUACGUUAAAGCUGACAGGACUCUGUGUGUGGUGUCAUUUAGUUAGUGAGUAAGUCAAGUUUAUUUAUAGAGAUUCACAGAUAAAAAUCACAACAUACAGCACAUAAGAUAAGUGCAAUUAGAUAAACAUAAAACGGUACAAAAGAUAAGUACAUAUACAGUGGAUAUAAAAAGCUGACACACUCCUGUUCAACUGCCAGGUUUUAGAGAUGUAAGAAAAUGACAGCAAGAUAAAUAUUUCCCCAUUUUUUCCUCCUUUAAUGUGACCUAUAACCUGUGCAGCGCAAUUGAAAAACAAACUGAGACCUUUAAGGGAAAAAUAAAAAACAGAAAAAGUUAAAAUGAUCUGGUUGCAUAAAUAUUCACACCCUUAAACUAAUACUUUGUUGCAACUCCUUUGGCUUUUAUUACACCACUCAGUCUUUUUGAGUAAGAGUCUAUCAGCGUGGCACAUCUUGAUGUGGAAAUAUUUAUCCACUCUUCUUUGGCCUCUUGGUAGCCUCCCUGACUAGUUUUUUUCUUGUCUAAUCAUCAAUGUUCCAUAUUUUCUCCACUUGACGAUGACGGUCUUCACUGUGUUCCAUGGUAUAUUUAAUUCCUUGGAAAUUCUUUUGUAGCCUCACCUGACUGAGAUCUUUGAAUGAUGAGAUCCCUCUGAUGCUUUGGAAGCUCUCUGGGGACCAUGGCUUGUGCUGGAAGAUGUGUCUACAAAAAUGUCAGGAAAAGCCAUUAGAACAGCUGAACUUUAUUUGGGGUUGAUCCGAGGCACUUUAAUUGGUGACAGGUGUGUGCUGACUCCAAUUUAACCUGAGUUUGAAUGUUAUUGGUUAAAUCCGAACACAGCCACAUCCCCAGUUAUAAAAGGGUGUGCACACUUAUGAAACCACAUGAUCUCAGGUGUUUAUUUUUAUUUUUAAUUCUGAGUUAAUUGUUAUUUGCAAAAAAAUAAAGUUUAUGUGUUUGAACAUUAAAUAUCUUGUCUUUGUAGUGUAUUCAAUUGAAUAUAAGUUGAAAAGGAUUUGCAAAUCAUUUUAUUCUGUUUUUAUUUACGAUUAUCACAAUUUCCCAACUUCAACAGAAUUGGGCUUUGUAUUGGAUUUUGAAGUUCAUUUCCAUUCAAGUCUCCGUCUCUCAAAACUUGUUUGUAUCCUUUGAUUGUCUGCAGCCGUGUGUGAGUAAAAUGGAAGUUCCCUCUGGGCAGCAGGAGAGGCUCCUCAGUCUGGACCAGGAGGAUCCAGCAGAAGAACCUCCACCAAUCAAGGAGGAACAAGAGGAACUCUGGAGCAGUCAGGAAGGAGAGCGACUUAAAGCACUUGAGGAGGCUGAUAUCAGGAUGGUAAUAUUCACUCCUGUACUUGUGAAGAGUGAAGAUGAUGAUGAUGAUGGAGAAGAACCUCUGUCCUCGCAGCUUUGUGAAAACCAGAACGAAGAGGAUGGAGACACAGGGCGCUUAAAAACAGAAACUGAUGUAGAGGACUGUGGAGGAUCAGAACCAGAUGGGAACUUUCACCCAGACAGUCCUUUACAGCGAGUUACUGAUGGCGAGACUUCACUCUCUGAAUCUGAGACUGAUGACAGCUGUGAAUGGGAGGGGACCAGUGAACCUCGGUCAGGUUCAAACCCUUUGCAAAAUGAAGAUGAACAUGUAACUGAUGAAGACUAUAGAUUAGGAACAAUAUCAGAGAACCUUCUGGAAUGUGCUACAAACUCUGGCCAAAGGGAAAAUCUUCAGAAACACAUCAGAAUCCACCCAGAAGAAAGACCGUUCAGUUGUUCAGUUUGUGGUAAAAAAUUUGGCAAAAAGAAAAAUUUAUCAGCUCAUGUGAUCCGUCACACCAAAGAAAAAGAUUUCAGCUGCUCAUUCUGUGAGAAGAAAUUUCAAAGAAGAGCAGAACUGGAGAGGCACAUGAGGAUCCACACAGGAGAGAAACCCUUCAGUUGUUCGGUUUGUGGCAGAAGUUUCCGUCACAAAUCUCACUUAGUUGUUCAUAUGAGAACCCAUACUGGUGAGAAACCGUUCAGUUGUUCAGUUUGUGGGAAAAGAUUUACAGAGAAUAAAGUGAAGGAACAUAUGAGGAGCCACACUGAAGAGAAACCCUUCAGUUGUUCCAUCUGUGGUAAAAAUUUCACACAGAAGUCGAAUUUGUACUCGCACCUAAAAGUUCAUACUGGAGAGAAACCCUUCAGCUGCUCUAUCUGCGGUAAAAGAUUUACACGGCACACAGGUCUGACAUGGCACUCAGUUGUGCACACAGGGGAGAGACCGUUCAGUUGUUUGUUCUGUGAUGAAAGUUUCGCCCAUCGUAAAUCUCUCAAACGUCACUUGGCUGUCCACACAGGGGAGAAACCGUUCAGUUGUGAUGUCUGUUACAAAAGUUUUGCUCAACUUCAGCGUCUCGAAAAACACAAGUGUGUUGUUGAGAGCAGCACAAAUAAAUAAAGCCACAGAGACGAUGAAGACAAACUAAAGUCAGCACAGCACUUUGGUGUCUCAUCCAUCAUUAUUCCUUUUCCUGUUUUUAAACCUGUUCUACAUGUUUUUAAUAUUUUGGCAUUCCUUUCUCUGGUAUUUAUAAAACUAUUCAAGUCAAAUUUGAUUAAUAUAAAAGUAUUCAAUGUAACCCACACAGUUCUGGUCACAUUGGUUUUGAUUUUUAAAAUUACAUUAUGGCAUUUCCUCCUCAGUACUAUAGAGUAUCCAUAAUCUAACAGAAUCUCUUGGUUAUGUAUUUACUCUUGAAAUCUAUACUUUCAAUUCCUUCCUGGUUUAUUGUACUCCCAACUGUUAUGUAAGAGUUAAUUAAAUGCUCUGAUAUUUCAUUGGUCUUAAUUUAUGUUAAAAUGUUUGUUUGUUCAAUCUGUUUAAUUUAAAACUUACAUUGAAUUACUUUUAGGUCAAUUUUGAGCCUCUCAUGCAGAGUGAACAUAUUUCAAGGCAGAAAUUUGGUUAAAGUGACUCAUUCUGGCAUUGCGAUGCUUUUCACAAAUCUGUUUCAAGGUGGAGUUUAUUUUGACAAUCCUCCUGUCUGUCCAUUUUUCUCUGUCUUACCUGGUGCUUAAAUUUGGCAGCAAUGUUCCCUGUAAAGGUAUAAUAAAAUCACCUCCAAAUGUGUGCACAUUUGGUACCGUCAGUGUAUAUUCUUACUUAUUUAGAUACAUGUCUCCUGGUCCAACUGUGUGACUCACGAAUGCUCUUGUCAUGAUAAAUGUGCUUGGUCUUUUAAGGAGGUCUCUCAGCUGCCCAGUCUUAAGAAAGAGGAUAGACUUAGGCUGAAAGGAUGUAUCAUCCUGUUUUUGUUCCAAUAACAGUUUUAACAGGGCGGGAAUUUGUAGAAAUAAACACAAAGUAAGAGCUGUAAUUACAUUUCAGAAUAAACGUUGUUGUUCAGUCCA